Messenger RNA from Ceratitis capitata (Mediterranean fruit fly), 503 nucleotides. RefSeq lists its product as hypothetical. Lineage: Eukaryota; Metazoa; Arthropoda; Insecta; Diptera; Tephritidae. The record is from RefSeq and is a predicted model, not a curated record. The transcript has a single exon. The coding region runs from base 83 to 385 and encodes 100 amino acids.
AGUGCAAUUUGCACAGUUUUCGUGAAAAGAUUCAUCGCAAAAGUUUACUGAUAUUCUUAUUGAAAAUAAAAGAUACUCCAAAAUGCCUAAAAAUUUUGCUACUCAACUUUUAGUAUUCUUUGCUUGUGGCUCAAUCGUGCUAGCCGCUGGAAAACCUGCAGAACCAAAGGCCCGAUACUUGCGUUCACCGGAUGAGCCAGAUAAUGGUAGACUGGAGCUGAAGUACGACGGUCAUGAGGGAAGUCUCAAGUAUAAUCACCAUUUGCUGAGGAGUGAUGAUGGAAAUUUCGCACUUGAUGCUUAUGCCGAAGGCAAACGAAAUUACGAUCGUAAUCAAAAUGACUUUCAAGGUGGUCUACAAGGUCAUUGGUAUUUUCCAGGUUAAACCAGUGAAAAAUUUGUGUAAACUUUGUCUUGCAUAUUAAAAUGAAUUAAUAAAAUUAUAUUCAGGACGACGGGAAACCGCUUGAGUGGUUAGAACGCGCCAAAUACGUAAAUAUUUA